AUGGCGCCCGCUGGCGUCAGCCGCUUUGGCGCCGACCUCGCCAAGAUGGCGCCUGCCGCGCCGACCUCAACCUCAAUGGUUUCUGCCCUCACCAAGAUGGCGCCCGGCGGCCUCAGCCGCUUUGGCGCCGCCCGCCCGCCCCAAGAUGGCGCCGGGGGCGGCUCCCGCUUCUCCUCCCCGCCCCCCCGGCGCGCAUGCGCAGAGCCCUCAGGCCUAGGCCAGGCCGGGCCGGGCUGUACCAAGUGCAGGCCGCAGGGGGGGAGCCCGGGGGGCGUCUGCGCCGCCUGGGUCCCCCGGGCGGGCUCCGACCGCAGCCCCCCGGACCUGGGCAGGGAGCGCUGCAAGGCUGUGACCUCCUUCUACCACCAGCCGGCCAUAGACGCCGCGGCCGACAAGCCCUCCGUGCGCCUGACCCCAACCACCCUGCUGUACGCCGGCAGGUCCCAGGAUGGAAGCCACAUCAUGAAGAGCGCCAGGUACCUGCAGCAGGAGCUGCCGGUGCGCAUCGCCCACCGCAUCCGGGGCUUCCGCAGCCUGCCCUUCAUCAUCGGCUGCAACCCCACCAUGCUCCACGUGCACGAGCUCUACAUCAGAGCCUUCCAGAAGCUGAGUGACUUCCCUCCUAUCCAGAGCCCCGGGGACGAGGGCAGGUUCUGCGCCCUGCUGCGGCAGCUGCUGGAGGACCACAAGGAUGUGGUGACCCUGCUGGCCGAGGGGCUGCGCGAGUGCCGGCGCCACAUCCAGGACGAGCAGCUGCUGAAGCCCUUCCUGGACCAGACCCUGACCUCCAGGCUGGGCAUGAGGAUGCUGGCAGCUCACCACCUGGCCCUGCACGAGGACAGGCCGGACUUCGUUGGCAUCAUCUGCACCAGGCUGUCCCCCAAGCGCCUGAUCGAGAAGUGGGCUGACUUCGCCCGGCGCCUGUGUGAGCACCAGUACGGCAAUGCCCCGCGGGUGCGCAUCAGCGGCCAUGUGGCUGCCAGGUUCCCUUUCAUCCCCCUGCCCCUCGACUACAUCCUGCCGGAGCUGCUCAAGAACGCCAUGAGGGCGACGAUGGAGGCUCACCUGGACACCCCCUACAACGUCCCUGACAUCGUGGUCACCAUUGCCAACAACGACAUCGACCUGGUGCUCAGGAUCUCGGACCGCGGGGGGGGCAUCCCCCACGAGCUGCUGGAGAAGGUCUCUCAGUACCACUUCAGCACCGCCGAGGCCAGCGCCCAGGACCCGCGCCUGGGGGGGCCCCUGCGCAACCUGCUGGAGCUGGGCAACCGCGGCCAGGCCGGCCCCAUGCACGGGUUCGGCUUCGGGCUGCCCACCUCCCGCGCCUACGCCGAGUACCUGGGGGGGUCGCUGGCGCUGCAGUCGCUGCAGGGGGUGGGCACCGACGUCUACCUGCGGCUGCGCCACAUCGACGGCCAGGCCGAGAGCUUCCGCAUCUAGGGGGCGCCGGGGAGGGGGCUGCGGGGG
This is a messenger RNA of Dryobates pubescens (Downy woodpecker), 1470 nucleotides long. RefSeq names its product branched chain keto acid dehydrogenase kinase (gene BCKDK). The coding region runs from base 1 to 1443 and encodes 480 amino acids. Gene Ontology annotation, cellular component: mitochondrion. The record is from RefSeq and is a predicted model, not a curated record. The transcript is spliced from 12 exons. Gene Ontology annotation, molecular function: pyruvate dehydrogenase (acetyl-transferring) kinase activity. Gene Ontology annotation, biological process: protein phosphorylation; regulation of glucose metabolic process. NCBI's taxonomy places the organism in Eukaryota, Metazoa, Chordata, Aves, Piciformes, Picidae.